AUGGACCACCUACUACGAGACAAACUUUACGAUGUCAGCGGACGAGUGGCACUUGUCACCGGCGGCGGAACCGGCAUCGGUUUGAUGAUUACUAAAACCUUGGCAGCUAACGGAGCGAAAGUCUAUAUUGGUAGUCGCAGGGGAGAAAAGGUUGAAGCUACUGCCAAGGAAACCUCGCCGCAAGUUGCGGGUCAAAUCAUUCCGAUCGAGCUCGACGUGACAAACAAGACAAGCAUCAAGAAUGCGGUCAAGACUAUAUCUGAGAACGAUGGCAAGCUGGACCUUCUGGUGAAUAAUGCUGCAAUUACUGGACCCGUUUCUAUGUUCUUCAACGAUCCCUCAGCCUCUGAGAACAAGAGUGCAGAGGCUCUCGGAAAUGCGCUGUUUGAGAAUGAAAAGGUCGAAGAUUGGAUGGGCUUGUACGGAAACAAUGUAGCCUCUAUAUUUUUCGUCACCACUGCGUUCUUGGGUCUCUUGAGCAAGGCUUCGGAAACUCGCGGGGCAUGGAGUGCUGGUGUGAUCAACAUCAGCAGUAUGUCAGGACAACUCAGGAUAUCUGAAAAUAAGUUCGCGUACAACUCAGCAAAGGCUGCAAACAUCCAACUCACCAAGAUAUUCGCAACCGAAUUGGCGCUCAAGAAAAUACCUGUUCGAAUAAAUGCCAUCGCUCCGGGCGUCUACCCCAGUGAAAUGACCGGCGAACAAGGUACUCACACUCUUCCGGGAAAAGAAGCGAGUAAAAUCGCACAAGGUCUUAGGCCGAUCCCAUUUGAUAGGUCUGGAAAUGAUGCUGAUAUGGGUGGAUUAGCGUUGUUCCUUGCGUCUCCUGCUGGAUACUAUGUUCACGGACAAGUGAUUACUACCGACGGAGGCUUCACUGCCGUCCAUCCUGCAGUCUCGUAA
Rhizoctonia solani is the source of this 903-nucleotide messenger RNA. RefSeq names its product Enoyl-(Acyl carrier protein) reductase. The transcript is spliced from 8 exons. The record is from RefSeq and is a predicted model, not a curated record. Bases 1 to 903 code for a protein of 300 amino acids. Lineage: Eukaryota; Fungi; Basidiomycota; Agaricomycetes; Cantharellales; Ceratobasidiaceae.